This is a messenger RNA of Myzus persicae (green peach aphid), 1022 nucleotides long. RefSeq lists its product as uncharacterized. The record is from RefSeq and is a predicted model, not a curated record. The coding region runs from base 1 to 591 and encodes 196 amino acids. Lineage: Eukaryota; Metazoa; Arthropoda; Insecta; Hemiptera; Aphididae. The transcript has a single exon.
AUGCGCAGGUAUCGGCUGCCGUACUGGGCAUUCGUGCCGACGUUAGGCGUUUGGCCCGGAGUCACCGGAACCGGAAGCGGAACUGGAUCAGCAGCCACCGCCGCCACAAUCCCACCGCCGCCCAAGGGAUCCGUGGCCGUGAACCUGGACAGCGGCCGAGUGACCGUGAUAGACGACUUGGCUGCAGGCCGAUCGGAAGUCGGGGACGCGGCCGCCGACCCGAACCGGAAGUGGCGGCCCGCACAGGUCAAGCCGAUGCACCCGAACACGCCGAGCGUCGGCGGACCGAGCUGGCUGAGGAAGACGUCUGCAGUGGCGGCGGCGGCGCCAGAUCCGGUCGUACAGCCGACUCAGGUGAAAGACCCCGCGGCCGUCGCCACUGAUCGACCGGUUACCAAGAUAUACCUGAAACCGUCGGCCAGGGCGAAGGCCGGUGCCGGCGGAGUGGCCCUGUCGAACCCGAUCAGCACGGCCGUGGUCCGCAGGGGCGACACGGUCAGCAUUGAAUACCUUCCGGACGCCACGGCGGAAGCUGGCGAAGGCGGCGUGGCCAUAUCCCGACCGGAACUGGUCAUCCAUUUUAUCGACUGAAACCACACGCGCCCUCCAAAUACACCGACAACGCCGCCAUAAAACCGUUACUAUAGGUCUAUAAAUUGUGCCAUACACACGUGUUAUGAUAUAUGUUGUAAUAUAUUAUUUAUGCGUACGAACAUACACUAUACUCGUGCAGUAUACGAUGUAUAAUGAUUUUUAUAUGAUUUUUAUAUGAUAUUAUUGCUAUUAUUUUUUCAAUAGUGAUGUUCACGAGUAGGUACUUUAUGUUUUCGUUUUCUAGAAGAUGAUCGAAAAAAAAUUAUCUGAAAACAAUACUGUUAUUAUAAUAUAAUGUGUUACUUGUGUUUGUAUACGAAUCGAUGUAUGACUAUUAAUAUUAUUGUUCUGUCAUAUAAAUGCUCGUCGUAAUAUAAUGUGAAAUGCCAUAACUAUACAAAUUAUAUUACUAUAUAUUAUUUACUUUA